This is a messenger RNA of Saccoglossus kowalevskii, 2041 nucleotides long. RefSeq names its product transmembrane protein 143-like. Lineage: Eukaryota; Metazoa; Hemichordata; Enteropneusta; Harrimaniidae. The record is from RefSeq and is a predicted model, not a curated record.
AUGGCGGCCUGCAGCAGGAUUUUACAGGAAGGUAGUAGGAUUUCCCGUAUGUUUAGGUGUAACUCGGCUUUAAAGUUGAGGAUAACACACUGGGGAAGAGUUAGUGCAUCGUACAGUACUUCCCCGCAACCAACCACUCCCAGUGAACCUGUACCUACAGUGGAACCAUCCAUUGAGCUCCCAGGUGAGGAUGAGCACAGGGAGAGAUUUAUACCUAUAUCAAGACGAUCCCUAAUGAGAAAUCUGCUUCAGGAAGAAAAGUUCUUCACAGAAGAUGAGAAGAAAAAGUUUGAGGAAUUUGCAGUUUCUCUUGAUACCGCUAUAACGAACCAUUACCAUAGUAUACUAGUAGAGUUAAAGGCUUUAUUUGAUCCCAUCAAUCCGGAUAAAGACACGAUAGCCACCAGGAAGUGGUUAAGGAGAGAGAAAUUGGAUAAUGAAUUCUGGUUGCUACAGAAACUAGCUUUAGUGAUGCAGAAAGCCAACUUCCAUGAGUUACCCAAACAGGUAGUGGAACAAGCACUGGACGAACACACCGCUGAGGAAGGAGUCAAGGUGAGCGUUGAUCCUAACUCGUAUGACGUCUUAAGGUACUGGGCUUUAGGACGUGAAACGCCAAUUGUUCGUUACACAAUGUCUCAGAAAUUACAGCGCAAGUUCACUGGAUUAUUUGCUAAGGAAACAGGAGAUACGAAGCCUAUGGACUACUACAAGCGUGUGGUUGUUGCCGUGCGGCCAAAAACAGAAGAGAAACUUCUGUUGAAGAUGUUUAAAGAAGUUCCCAUCAAAGCUUUGGAACAGUUGCUACCAGAUGGCAAAAUUAAAAUGACAGUACUUGAUAAGUAUAUUCUGAGCACCUCAAUUGGUCUUGGUGCUUUAGCUUUGUUAGUGAAGGCUGUGACUUUCAUGGCACACAUGCAAGUCCAGUGGACUCUCCUGGUUGUCUCCAUAACAGGAAUUGUCGGUAUUCAGGCUUGGACUGGUUAUAAAAACAGACACAAUAGAUAUCUAGCGCAGUUGUCACGAAUGUUGUAUUUUAAGAAUGUUGCCAAUAACCGUGGACUAUUAACUUUGCUAGUGGAUCGCGCGGAGGAUGAACUGUUCAAGGAGACUAUUUUAACUUAUUCCUUCCUGCUUGCACAAAGACCGCCAUCUCACCUGGAACAAGGAGCUAAAGAUGGACCAUCUGUGGUCUAUCCAGUUAAAUCAGGUGGCAUAACGUCAUCUAUGCUUGAACAGAAGGUGGAAGAUUGGGUGUAUGAGAAAACCAAUGAGAAUGUAGAAUUUGAUUCUGAUGAACCAGUCAAGCUUUUAGAAAGCUAUGGAAUUUUAACGGAUAGUGAUUCGCUGCUAACUGUUCAUCCAUUAGAUGCUGCUCUACGUAAUUUACCAACACGGCCUACUUCACUAGUCACAAAUGUGGAGGAAUUCGACCUAGAACUGGAAGAAGGAUACGAGAGAGAAUACUAUGAACGAGAAAGUGUUUACAAAUCAUCUGAAAAAAGGUGGAAAAUGUUUGGCUGGUUUAAAUAAUUCUAGAAAUGUAAUAUAAUAAUUAUUUUCAUAUGAUUACUGUUCGCUCCUGUAUCUCCACUCGCAGAAGUCCCCUGAUAAUUUUUGGAAUCUAAUUAAAAUCUAAUGUGGUAGCUUCUUCUACUUUUAAUUUUGAUCUCUGGUGUACUACAGCUAACCAAAAUAAUAUGCAAAUCAGAUUCAGGCUGGUUUGCUCUGACAUGAUUUGUCAACAAAUUCAAGCGUUUCUUACUAGAAAGCAGUGUAGAUUCGAAAUGCACUUUCUGAUUGGUUGCUCGUCCCACAAGACCUGAAUGUACACUGGUGAUUGGCAACUACCUUUAAAAAUCAGACUGCCUUGUAAUUAUCAAAGAUGAAUAUUUUCACUUCUGCAAUAUCAUAUGUGUCAGAAGUUUAUAGGAAUAAACUAAAUCAACAUGACACUUGUAUAAUUUAACUGCUUUGUAGCAGCAGGUGCUACAUUCCCACCAUUAUCAUAAUUUCACUACGGAAACAUUAACACACACAC